Passer domesticus (house sparrow) is the source of this 1754-nucleotide messenger RNA. RefSeq names its product G-protein coupled receptor 55-like. The transcript is spliced from 3 exons. Gene Ontology annotation, biological process: phospholipase C-activating G protein-coupled receptor signaling pathway; positive regulation of Rho protein signal transduction. Bases 446 to 1375 code for a protein of 309 amino acids. Gene Ontology annotation, cellular component: plasma membrane. Lineage: Eukaryota; Metazoa; Chordata; Aves; Passeriformes; Passeridae. Gene Ontology annotation, molecular function: G protein-coupled receptor activity. The record is from RefSeq and is a predicted model, not a curated record.
AAAGCAGCAGCACUUGGUCCUUUCUGACAUUCUGACCAGCAGCUGCUUUGCAUGCAGCUCACUCUGCUGCCUUAAAAGAAAACACAAGAUUGCAGAAUUCUACAAGCUGAGAAGGAGAAAAAGUCAACAACCAGAGUACGAGGCAGCCAAAGACUUUAUAUGCAGGCUCCAUUUGCUAUCACGGAACUGGCUGGAGGAAAGGACCUGGUAUUGCUGGCCGUUUGCAUUUUUAAGUGACUACAGCCCUGCAGAAACCAAUGAGCACCUUCCUAGUCCUUAUCAGGAGAGUCUGAGGGCAGGAUCAAGCCAGAACCCUUCCUCUGAAGAAGAUAAUUACUUCGUGACCCCAGCUCAGCUCAAAGGGUGCCUGCCUGCCUCCUUCAGUCCCCUCUUUGCAGAGGCGAAUCCAGCUGCAUGUUUCCUGUACCCCCUGUCUCUGCUGUGCAUGCCUGGAGAUAUGAAUGACACCCAUGGCAAGGGCAAUAUCAGUGCUGCUGUGGAACUGUUCCAGCUCGUCGUGUACACCCCCACUUUUAUCCUGGGAUUGCUGUUCAACAUAAUGGCUCUGUCAUUCCUGUUUUUUAAGGUUAAAAAGCUGUCAGAAUCUACAAUCUACAUGAUAGCCCUUAUAUUCCUGGAUACUUUGCUGUUGUUUACUCUUCCUUUUAAAAUAAUUUCCUACCACCUUCAGGACCACUGGAACUUGGGGUCUGUGUUUUGCUCCACCUUGGAGAGUCUUUACUUUGUGAACAUGUACGGCAGCAUCCUCAUCUCCCUGUGCAUCUGCGUGGACCGCUACAUUGCUAUCCGGUACCCCUUCGCGGCCCUCACCCUCAGGUCCAUCAAGAAAGCUGCCAUGGUCUGUGCUCUCAUCUGCCUGGGCACCUCUGUGGGGACACUCUCUACUUUCCAGCUGCAUGGAAAGGGCCACAACAUCUCGUCCUGCUUCCAUAACUUCUCCAAGAGCACGUGGGAGAACGCAGGCCUGUUAGGCACCCUGGAGAUCAUCUUCUUUGGCAGCAUGGCAGCCAUGACAUUCUGCACUGCCCAAACUGUCCGGUGCCUGAGAAGGCACAGAAACCCAGACAACCCCCAAACACACAGCAGCAGAGCAGAGAGGAUCCUGGUGACAAACCUGCUCGCCUUCCUGGUGUGUUUCACACCUUACCACGUGGCGUACUUCAUGUACUUUUUGGUGAAGAACAACAUCAUCCACAUCAGUUUUCAACAAGUGCUACGAGACACUGUGCAGGUCACCCUUUGCUGGGCAAACCUGAACUGCUGUCUCGAUGGGGUGUGCUAUUAUUUUGUUUUAAAGGAGUCCUUGGAAGACCCAUUGCAAAACAGUGAAAAAAGAGCCACGCAAAAGCCUUGAUUUAUGUACUGCAUGUUCAUUACUUGGGAUGAUGUGUGGAGAGGCUUUUGUGGAAAGUACAGGGUUCUGAACUUGCCUAAGCAGUUUGUUUUAAAUAGUUACAGCUGAAAAUAUUUCCUAAAAACCAGAACUAAGUCCAUUUCCUGGAGACUUCCUAACUUUUUUUAUUUCUUUCCAUAAUGUUUCCUGUUAUUAUUUAUGUGUAAAAAGAUAUUUAAUUAUUCAUUUGAAUAAUGAUGCAUAUUUCUUUGGAUGUGAUUCUUCUUUACUUCGAAAAGAAAAAAAUGUUCACUUGUAUGUGGUAGCAUAUUUUAGCUUCCCUGUCCACACUGUACUUGUAAACCUUCCUUAAAACUUUAGUCACUACAGGCUUGGUCUG